Molecule: messenger RNA, 7484 nt
Organism: Rhopilema esculentum
Lineage: Eukaryota; Metazoa; Cnidaria; Scyphozoa; Rhizostomeae; Rhizostomatidae
Source: RefSeq, a predicted model, not a curated record
GUGCUGGGCGUGGUGACACCUUAAUUGUGCUGGAGGGGAGACAGCAACAAUUUUCCAAACAUGGAGGAUUUUGAGGUUACAAUUUCUGUCUCUGACAGAGACAUCAAGAUGUUAGAAACCGUGGAGGAUAUUCAGAAUCGCCGCGAAGAGGUUCUUAAAAGAUAUUCUGAGUUUAAAGCAGCUACAAUCGCGAGGCGUAAGCGAUUGGAAGACGCGAAACGCUACUAUCAAUUCAAAAGAGAUGCCGAUGAAGUGGAAGCUUGGAUUAACGAAAGAUUGCAGAUUGCAACAGAAGAGUCUUACAAAGACCCAACUAACUUACAAGUAAAGCUACAGAAACAUGCUGCAUUUGAAGCUGAAAUUCAAGCUAACAAAUAUAUGCUGGAUGGGAUUGAUGCAAUUGGAAAUAAAAUGGUUGAAGAUGGCCAUGGCCAGUCUGAAUAUGUUGUGGCAAGACUUGAAGAACUUCACAGGCUAUGGAACCUGCUACUGCAAAAGUCAGGUGAAAAGCAAAGGAUGCUCAUUUUCACACAGAGGAGAGUGAAUUUUGUCUUGGAAGUCAAUGAAAUCAUAUCUUGGAUUGUUGAAAAGGAAAACCUUUGCAACAUGCAAGAACAUAUAAGAGAUCUUGAACAUGUUGAGGUCCUGCAGAAGAAAUUUGAUGAUUUUCAGAAGGAAAUUGCAGCCAAUGAAUCGCGGAUUACUGAGGUUAAUGAAACUGUUGUUCAGCUAGAGCAAGACAACCAUCCUGAAAUAGAUGUAAUACUUGAAAAGCAGAAAGAGCUCAUUAAUGCUUGGGAAAGUCUUUUAGCUUCAUCACAGAAAAGAAAGACAGACCUUAGCACAGCUUAUGAAAUUCAUCAUUUUUACCGUGAAGCAGAUGAAACAAUGGGCUGGAUCACAGAAAAGCAGGCAAAGCUGGCAACAGAUGAUAUUGGGAAGGACCUUGUUGGUGUCACAACUCUACAAAGGAAACAUGAAGUUUUGGAAAGGGAUCUGGCAGCUCUUUCUAAUAUGGUUCAUAAUUUGAGCGAUGAUGCAGAUCAAUUAAAAGAGAAACAUCCAGAAUUUGAAGAACCAAUUGAAGCCAAGCAAACUGAACUUGAUGAGCACUGGGUGAAGCUCAAUUCCAGGGCAGGGGAAAGAAAAUCCCGUCUCAAUGAUUCAUAUCUUUACCAAAAGUUCAUAGCAGAGUACAGGGAUUACGUAACGUUUAUAAGUGAAAUGCGAGUUUUGGUAACAUCUGACGAGCUUGCAAAAGACGUUGCUGGAGCGAAAGCCUUGUUAGAACGACACCAGGAGCACCAGGGCUACAUUGAUGCCUCUGAAGGGGGUUUCAACAGCACUGUAGAGCUUGGCACAAAAUUGGUGGAUGAAGACCAUUAUGCUAAGGAGGAUAUAAAUGAAAAGUUAGCAACCCUUGAUGCAGAGAAAAGGGCCCUCAUGGAGUUGAUGGAAAAGCGAAAGCUGGAAUUUGAACAGUGUAUGGAUUUCCAGAUAUUCCAAAGAGACUGUUCCCAAAUGGAUGUGGUCAUUGCCAAACAAGAGACAUUCGUUUGCCAAGAACCGAUGAUUGAAUCUGUGGAGGCUGUUGAAACGCAUUCAAAGAAACAUGACGAUUUUGAAAAUGUCUUUGUUGCACAAGAAGAAAAACUCAAGGCCAUCGAUGAGUUUGCGACGAAAAUGCUUUCCAGUGACCAUUAUGCUGCAGAUGAGCUCCAACGCCGAAUUGACACUUUGAAGCAAAAGCGCCAGGCCAUUGUGGAGAAAUCAACAGAAAGGAAAACAAAGAUUGGUAAAUCUUCGCAGUAUCAGAAUUUCGAAAGAGAGGUCGAUGAAACGAAAACGUGGUUAGCGGAGAAAUUGAAAGUAGCAACUGAUGAAUCAUACAGGGACCCAACAAAUCUGCAAGGGAAAAUCCAGAAGCAUCAGGCAUUUGAGGCUGAACUUGAAGCCAACGAAAGCCGUAUCGUUGCCAUUGCAACAAAAGGUCAAGAAAUGAUCGAUGCUGGCCACGAGAAAUCCGAAGAUAUUCAAGCCAAGAUUGAUGAUGUCAACGAAAGUUGGGCACUUCUUAAAGAAAAAACUCAAGAAAAGGGCCAACGGUUGAAGGAAGCCAAGGAAGAACAACAGUUCAACAGAACGUGCGAGGAUUUAGAAUUAUGGCUGUCAGAAACAGAAGGCCACCUUGCUUCUGACGACCUUGGCAAAGAUCUUACUAGCGUGAAAAACCUCCAAAAGAAGCACAGUUUGUUAAUAGCUGAUGUUGAAGCACACAAGGAUCGAAUCGAAGCAGUCCAGAAUCAAUGCGAAAACUUUGUUGCCGCAGAUCAUUUUGAUUACCCUGUAAUCCAAGCUAGAGAACAAGCCUUAUCUGAAAGGUACAAUAAUCUCACAGAACCCGCGGAAAAGCGCGCUAAGAUCCUCGAAGAUUCGCAGAAAUUUCAAAAGUUCCUGCAUGACGUUGAAGAUGAGAAGACGUGGAUUAACGAGAAGGAGCCAGUUGCCUCAUCUCUUAACACAGGUCGUGACUUGAUUGGUGCCCAGAAUUUACUGAAAAAGCACAAUGCUUUGGUGAAUGAGCUCAACGGUCAUGAACCAAGAAUUGAAGCUGUCUGUCAAAAUGGCCAAGAAAUGGUCAAUGAAGAGCAUUUUGCAAGUGAGGAAAUUAGAGACAAAUGCGACGAUUUAAACAACCACUGGCAAGACCUUCUGGAAAAAGCUACAAGCCGGAAGAAGGACCUCGAGGACUCCGUCCAGACGCAGCAGUAUCUUUCUGAAGCAAGCGAAGCCGAAUCGUGGCUGUUGGAGAAAGAGCCAAUUGUUUGCAGCACUGAUUACGGCAAAGACGAGGACACUGCCCAGGCGAAGCUGAAAAAACACGAAGCUUUGAUUUCUGAUCUAGAAGCAUUUAAUACCGUAAUUGAAGGACUGAGGGAACAGAGUUUGCAGUGCAAGCCAUUGAUACAGCAAGGCGAUCUAUCUGGCAAGGAAUGCGUUGUUGCCCUGUACGAUUAUGACGAGAAAACGGCACGAGAAAUCUCCAUCAAAGAAGGACAAGUUUUAACUCUUCUUAACAGCGAUAACAGAGAAUGGUGGAAAGUUGAAGCUGACGAUCGCCAAGGAUUUGUUCCUGCAUCAUUCUUGAAAAAAAUUGAUGCCAAAAGUGCAUCGCAAGACCUGCUUUCUAAAAUCCCAACUGCUGACACGAUUACAGAUAGACAAGCUGCUAUCGACAAACUGUAUGCUGAACUAAUAUCAAAAGCUCAAGAAAGGCAUCUGAAACUUGAAGAAUCGAUUAAACAACAUGGAAUGCUUCGAGAGGCCAAAGAAGUUGAAUCGUGGAUUCAGGACAAGGAAGCUGUGGUAACCUGUGAAGAGGUUGGGAAAGACAUGGACCACGUUGAAGGGCUGCAGAAAAAUUAUGACGAAUUCAAAAAGGACAUGAUAACACAAGAAACAAGGAUAAGGGAGCUUCAGAUCUUGUGUGCGCAGCUCAAAGAGCAGAAGUCAUCUGAGUAUGAACGUGUACAGGAAAUCCUGCAGGCAAUCACUGAGAGAUGGGAACAAAUGCAGAUAUUUGCUGAAGAAAGAAGGCUGGCGUUGGAAAGUGCCGGAGAGAUUCAACGUUUUAACAGAGAUGCUGAUGAUACUCAAGCCUGGAUUAUCGAAAAGGAUGUUGCUUUGUCAUCAACCGAUUAUGGGCGUGACUUGGCCAGUGUGCAAGCUUUACAGAGAAAACACGAGGCCCUUGAAAGAGAUUUGGCUGCUUUGGAAGAAAAGGUUCGAGCCUUAAAUCUUGAAGCAGAGAAAUUGAAGUCCACGCAUCCUGGCUCAGCUGAAACAGUUGAGUCUAAAUUUAACGAGUUGCAUUCAGCCUGGGCAACGUUAUCUCAGAAGGCGGCCAUGAGGAAGAAGAACCUAAAUGAAUCGUAUGCCUUACAGAAGUACUUGAAUGACUACAGAGAUUUAUUGUCAUGGAUAAACAGCAUAUACGCUUUGGUAACUUCUGAGGACUUGGCAAGAGAUGUAGCCGAAGCCGAAGCAUUGCAAGACAGGCAUCAGGAACACCGAAUGGAAAUCGACUCAAAAUCGCCAGUUUUCGAUGCUUUUGAACAGUUCUCUUCCGAACUUGAUGCAAAUGAUCACCCAGCAAAAGAUGAGAUUCAAGAAAAGCUGCAAGAAAUCAGAAAUGACAGGCAGAAACUUGAAAAUGCAUGGGAGAAGCGGAGGAAAAUUCUUGAUGACUGUAUGGAGGAGCAGUUAUUUAUUCGUGAUGCUGAGAUGGCAGAAACAUGGAUGGCUGCGAGGGAGUCUGUUCUGAUGAGUGAAGAUGAUGGCGGGUCAGCUGAUGCGCUUUUGAAAAAACACCACGACUUUGAGCGAGCUUUGAAUGCACAGGAAGAAAAGGUCUCAAACUUGCAGAAGAAUGCCGAUAAACUUAUUGAAGCUGAGCAUUAUGAUUCCGAGGCAAUCGCUGCCAGAAUACAGGCCGUUCUUGCAAGAUGGGCAACUUUGAAAGAAGCUUUGGUUGAGAAGCGUUCUAAGCUUGGAGAGUCUCAGAACCUGCAGCAGUUUAUAAGAGAUGUCGAUGAUGUUGAAGGUUGGAUUAGCGAGAAAAUGCAGACCGCUUUGGAGGAGUCGUAUAAAGAUCCCAGUAAUAUCCAGGGUAAAGUACAAAAGCAUCAAGCAUUUGAAGCUGAAAUUGCCGCCAAUGAAGAUAGAGUUAUGGGCGUCAUCAACGUAGGAAAAGGUUUGCUUGAAAACGGAAAAUGUCAAGGCAACGAGGAGACAGUUCGAUACAAGAUAACAACUAUCGAGGAAUCAUGGACAACACUGAUCAGAACUUGUAAGGUGAAGACUCAGAAGCUGCAGGAAGGCAGUCAACAACAGUCGUUCUACAGCAGUGUCAAGGACAUGGACUUUUGGCUUGGCGAGGUCGAAACAGCCUUGUCAUCUGAAGACUAUGGCAAGGACCUGGCAAGUGUGCAGAAUUUGUUGCGAAAGCACCAGCUCAUUGAAGUGGACAUUUCUGCUCAUGAGGAACGAAUAACAGUCCUGACCAAUCAAUGUGAGCAUUUCAUUAAAAUCGAACAUUUUGAUGCUGUGAGAAUAAAAGAGAAGCACGAGACAAUUGUCCGAAGAUUUGAAAAGAUAACUGUGAUGCGAACAACUCGACGCUCAAAGCUGGAACAAUCACUUUCACUUCACCAGUUCUACCGUGACAUUGAUGAUGAAGAGUCGUGGAUUAAGGAAAAGAAGCUUUUGGUCAGCUCUCAAGACUUUGGCAAAGACCUUACUGGGGUGCAAAAUCUCAGACGCAAACACCAAAGGCUUAUAACUGAACUCAAAGCUCACGAGCCAGUUAUAAUGGGUGUUGUCGAAACGGGUCGAAAGUUUAUUGCAGAAAAUGAUCCGAAUGAAGAAGAAAUCAAAGCAAGGUCACAAAGUUUGCUUGAAAAAUGGGAAGAUCUGAACAAAAUGGCGGAUGAAAGAUCAAAACGACUGGAUGAAUCAGAGGCCUUCCAGCAAUUGUGUGCUAAUAUUGAUGAAGAAGAAUCUUGGAUUGCAGAGAAGAGGGCUUUCGUUUCAAGUGAUGAUUAUGGCGAUACUCUCGCAGCUGUACAGACCCUUCAAAAGAAACAUGAAGCAUUUGAAAGUGAUCUUGAAGUUCAUAAGCAGAGAGUAGCUGAUAUCCGCUCGGUCGGAGAGAAGCUGAUCGCUGAAGAUAAUUUCAAAGGAGAUCAAAUCAAGAAAAGAAUUGACAUUCUUCAGAGCAAGCUGGAAGACCUUGAAUCGCAAGCAGACACCCGCAAAAACAAGCUCAAUGACAACUCAGCAUUUUUGCAGUUCAACUGGAAGGCCGACGUUGUUGAAUCUUGGAUAGAUGACAAGGAAGUGUUUGUUAAAUCUGAUGACACUGGAAAAGACCUUCCACAUGUUCAAACCCUCAUCACCAAACAGGACACAUUUGAAGCUGGCUUGCAAGCAUUCGAACAUGAAGGCAUCGCACGUGUCACAAGUCUGAAAGACGAAUUGGUCAAAUCAGAGCAUGAACAGUCACGUGCCAUCAUUCAGAGACAUGACAAUCUUUUGAGCAGAUGGGAACAGCUUUUGGCUGAUGGAAGGCAUCGCAAAGAGCAACUUAUGGAGGUCGAGAGGCAAUACCAAAAGAUUGAAGAUUUGUGCCUGCUGUUUGCCAAGAAGGCCUCCGUGUUUAGCAGUUGGUAUGAAAAUGCAGAAGAGGAUUUGACAGACCCGGUUCGCUGCAACUCGAUUGAAGAAAUCAAGGCCCUCCUCGAUGCCCACACGGUUUUCAGAGAAACUUUAAACCAGACGAAAAAAGACUUCAGUGAAUUGUUAGAGCUUGACCAGCAGAUCAAAAGCCGUGGUGUCACCAUAAAUCCCUAUACAUGGUUUACCCUUGAUUCACCUGAAGAAACCUGGCAUAAUCUAGAGGUCAUCAUAAGGGAAAGAGAGAACAAGCUAGAGAAAGAAUCGAGAAGGCAAGAUUAUAACGAUGAACUGAGGGUUGAGUUUGCUGAUCGCGCCAACAAGUUCCACAAAUUCCUCACUGAAACAAGAACAUCAAUGGUUGAAAUAUCUGGUGACUUAGAGGAUCAACUCAAAUUCUUCAAGGAGAGAUCUGCCGAGAUCAAAGAACGCAAAGAUGAUCUCAGUGAGAUAGAAGACCUUGGAGCCCAAAUGGAAGAACAACUGAUCCUUGAUAACAAGUACACAGAGCACAGCACUGUGGGAUUGGCACAACAAUGGGACCAACUGGAUCAGCUUUGCACCAGAAUGCAGCGCAAUAUUGAACAGCAAAUCCAGGCAAGAAACAGAACGGGGGUUUCAGAAGAGACACUCAAAGAGAUCACACUCAUGUUCAAGCACUUUGAUAAGGACAAGACUGGGUAUUUGGAGCACCGGGAAUUCAAAUCCUGUCUACGGUCUCUUGGUUAUGAUCUUCCAAUGGUUGAAGAAGGUGAAACUGACCCAGAGUUUGAUGCCAUCCUAGCUACAGUCGAUCCAAAUGGGGAUGGAAAGGUUUCAAUGAACGAGUAUAUUGCAUUCAUGAUCAGCAGAGAGACAGAGAAUGUCCAUUCUGCAAAGGAGGUUGUCGAUGCAUUCAAGGCGAUCACAGAGGGUGGUGCCAAACCAUAUGUGACUGAGGAGGAGCUUUACCAGGCCUUGACUGCAGAGCAAGCAGAGUAUUGCAUGUCACUCAUGCAGCCAUAUAUUGAUCCUAAGAGACGGGAGAUACCUGGCGCAUUUGAUUACGAAAGUUUCUGCGGCGAUCUCUUUGUUGCUUGACAUUUUGACUUGAUAUAUCUAAACUUAUAUCUAUACCUUAUUAUUACGUUACGUUCAAGGUAUUUUCUCAUAUUACAUAAUAUACUCUGUUAGUUAACCAAGAUACUAAGAAGUUGAGCUGUAUUUUAUGUUUUAAAAAGUUGUUUUAUUGCUUUUAUCAAGUUACCUUC